AUGAAGUUCAUGAAAGUGGGCCGUGUGGCCAUCAUCACCCGUGGCCGUUACGCCGGUAAGAAGGUCGUCAUUGUCCAGCCUAACGACACUGGCUCCAAGGCGCACCCCUUCCCUUACGCCAUCGUCGCCGGUAUCGAGCGCUACCCCCUCAAGGUCACCCGCCGCAUGGGUAAGAAGACCGUCGAGAAGCGCAGCCGCAUCAAGCCCUUCAUCAAGGUCGUCAACUACAACCACUUGAUGCCCACCCGUUACACUCUCGAGCUCGAGGGUCUCAAGGGUGCCGUCUCCAACGACACCUUCAAGGAGGUCUCCCAGCGUGAGGACGCCAAGAAGAACGUCAAGAAGGCCCUCGAGGACCGCUACACCAGCGGCAAGAACCGUUGGUUCUUCACUCCUCUGCGUACGUUUCACCCUCCGUCUCCCAACGCUCGCGGCUCUUUAUCCCGGCGGCAUUGCUGA
This is a messenger RNA of Aspergillus brunneoviolaceus CBS 621.78, 459 nucleotides long. RefSeq names its product 60S ribosomal eL27 domain-containing protein. The record is from RefSeq and is a predicted model, not a curated record. Gene Ontology annotation, molecular function: structural constituent of ribosome. The transcript has 3 exons. Gene Ontology annotation, biological process: translation. Gene Ontology annotation, cellular component: cytosolic large ribosomal subunit; ribosome. Lineage: Eukaryota; Fungi; Ascomycota; Eurotiomycetes; Eurotiales; Aspergillaceae. The coding region runs from base 1 to 459 and encodes 152 amino acids.